Molecule: messenger RNA, 261 nt
Organism: Dentiscutata heterogama
Lineage: Eukaryota; Fungi; Glomeromycota; Glomeromycetes; Diversisporales; Gigasporaceae
Source: the annotation of a GenBank genome assembly
GAAGAAUUUAUAUUAGAAAUCCUUGAACAUAGUGACGAUGUUUACGAUAAUAAUUCGAUCGCUAGUUCUAGCAAUUCUAACCAAGAAUAUGAGAUUAUUAACGUUGAAGAUGAUGAAAGUGACAACAAUAUACAAAAUGAAACAAGUGAUGACAGUAACAAUAGUGUGAGAAGUAAAGAAGGCAAUCAAGAAAAUGAAAUUAAUGAUAUUAAUAAUACUUAUCUUAUGGGAUCUAAAAAUGCAGUUAAUGACCCUAUCUAA